AUGCCAGUCUCCUUCGAGCUGAAAACAGAUUCCGAGCAGCCCGACACCCUCACCAUAUCGUCAGAAUGUCCAGAUCUCGACCCAGAAAUCGCCGCUGGGAAUUCACCCCAUUUCCUCAUCACCAUCAACGAUCCCCAAACCCUCUCAAUCCUCGGUACCAAAUUAGCCACCGGCGACACCAACAUUCCCAUCCUUCAGCCGCAGUCUUCACGCAAGUCCACCGACGACCACUUCUUACUUCCCAGCACUGCGAUCAAAGCGCUGCGCAUCUGGAUCUCCCCCUAUGUCUACAGCAACGAUGUUCUUGAACUAGUCAAACUCAAUCAUGUCACACAUGAGAUCCCCUACCUAUUGAUGGAAUCGAUCGUCGAAAGCUGGCGCGAAGCGUUCCGCUGCAUUCCAGAGCGGCAUUCUAUCGAACGCGUCGAAUUUGAUGUGCGUUAUGAAGAAGUACACAUGGUAACGUUCGUUGCGCGUAUGCUGCAGGCUGUUGCGACAGCGAUGUAUAUGAAGGCAAGACGGACGAUGGGGAGGGAUCUGGUGUUUACCGUUACGGGUUGUGAAAAUGCGAAGAGGAGGAGGUUGUUGGAAUGUGGACUGCCUGGUAAGAAAGAGGGACUUGGGGCUCCGGUAGCCAAGGAAGAUACGACGGUAGCGGAUGCACUGCACCUUCAAUGA
Messenger RNA from Alternaria ventricosa, 678 nucleotides. RefSeq lists its product as uncharacterized. The record is from RefSeq and is a predicted model, not a curated record. Bases 1 to 678 code for a protein of 225 amino acids. Lineage: Eukaryota; Fungi; Ascomycota; Dothideomycetes; Pleosporales; Pleosporaceae. The transcript has a single exon.